Messenger RNA from Drosophila obscura, 715 nucleotides. RefSeq lists its product as uncharacterized. The record is from RefSeq and is a predicted model, not a curated record. The transcript is spliced from 3 exons. Lineage: Eukaryota; Metazoa; Arthropoda; Insecta; Diptera; Drosophilidae. Bases 89 to 514 code for a protein of 141 amino acids.
CGCCCUGACGUUCAUAUUUGCCACAAAUCCACAUUGCCGCUGCAUUUCGUUGUCGAGUGAACAAACUUUUUGAUUUCUGUGUGUAAAAAUGGAACAGAAGCCACCAAAUGAUGGCCGAGCUUUCAAGCGGCCCAGCACUUCGAACAACUCAAUGCAGCAAUGCGAAAUGGAAAAACGCCGCAAGAUAAAGCGCACAGCUGAUGAGAUAUUCGGUGAAAUACAGGAUAUCAUUGAUAACACGCCAUCCUGCUCCAAAACGAAUGUUGUGGCGAUGAUCGCGGAGCCGCUGAUGUUGCGCUACGAUGAGGAGCUGGCCGAGGCCCUAAGCGACGAGGCAAAAUCAAGCAGCAACGAUAAGAACCCAGACAGCUGCCCAUCUGCCGCUCGGCAGGACGUGUCCACUGACAUGGACAUCGACGAGGACAAGCCUGACCGGGAUGCUGCACGCAACGGCCCCAAGUCUGACUUCACUGGCACUUGCAUCGGUAAAAGCUUCCUCAACAGUCGUUUCUAACGGCAAAUCAGGUGACGAAGCGACGCGACGCGACGCACACAAAUACUUACAACAGAAUGCCGCCAUGGACAGGGAAAUUUUGAAAUUAUUUCAUGAAAAAUAAUGCUACCACAUAAUCACAUCAAUAAAUACAUUGGAUGUAAGCUCUGUUUGUAUAUGUAACGAUGCUACAAUUAAAUAGCCAAAAAAAUACUCGCGAAA